Perca fluviatilis (European perch) is the source of this 4003-nucleotide messenger RNA. RefSeq names its product ST8 alpha-N-acetyl-neuraminide alpha-2,8-sialyltransferase 2 (gene st8sia2). Gene Ontology annotation, molecular function: alpha-N-acetylneuraminate alpha-2,8-sialyltransferase activity. NCBI's taxonomy places the organism in Eukaryota, Metazoa, Chordata, Actinopteri, Perciformes, Percidae. Gene Ontology annotation, biological process: N-glycan processing; oligosaccharide metabolic process. The record is from RefSeq and is a predicted model, not a curated record. The coding region runs from base 542 to 1702 and encodes 386 amino acids. The transcript is spliced from 6 exons.
CUCUAUUUUGAAAUGUAGGCUAUCAGAGCACACGUCCCACAUUAGAUAAGACUGCACUCUCUGUGUUUGGAUACGACUCUAUAGCCUACGCACCUGUCUGACUGUCUCUACUGCGGUCUUACGCCUCCUCUUAUCGUGAGCCAACAACACCUGGAGGAGAGUGGACUCAACCCGGCUGAGCUAAAACAUGGAGCUGUUGGCCGCUGCGCCUUUAAGACCGCAUGUGGUCUACAGCUCGCUGCUCCCAUGGCAGGCUCUGUAGGUGCACCACGCUCUCAAAGUUUGACUGGGGAAUAGCUCCGGGUACAGGGGACACGGCAGCAGCAUCCCCCCCGCCGGGAAAUACACACACACACAAGGAACCAUCAUCUGAAGAGGGGGGAAGGACCGCAGCUCGCCUGGGAGUGUCCGACUCAGGCGAUAAGAACAAUGGAAGAGGUGGCUAAACGGAUUUUCGAUUUCUAAAUGAGAAACACAAGAAGGUUAUUGUAGCGGCGUUUGCUGAGAGGGACUCCCGGCUGCAGCCUCCCCCCCCUCAGCCAUGCCGCUUGUAUUCCGCACGCUGCUGUUCGGCUUUGUAACGCUACUCGUUGUGGUUUUCAUAAUUGAUGAUAUUGCAGAAGUGGAGGAAGAAACUGCAAAUACUGGACAUUCACAGAAGAUGAACUUGCACCAGCUCAUCCCUCAACCACACAGAAAGGCUGCAGCACAAGUGGAUCCGACUGCUUUGACGAGAUUAAGCAAAGAUGUAAAUCAUCUCGGUCCGAGCUACAAUACCACUGUCAAGCUCUCGUCAAACAACUGGACCUUCAACAAGACGCUCUCCAACCUCAUCAGGAAGAAUAUUCUAAGAUUUCUUGAUCCGGAGAGAGACAUCUCUAUCCUGAAGGGCACGCUGAAGCCAGGAGAUAUCAUCCACUAUGUGUUUGAUCGCCACAGCACCAUAAACAUCUCAGAAAAUCUCUACCGUCUUUUGCCAACUGUAUCCCCCAUGAAGAACCAACAUCACAGGCGCUGCGCCAUUGUGGGAAACUCCGGGAUCCUGCUGAACAGCAGCUGUGGACCCGACAUCGACUCUCAUGACUUUGUUAUCAGGUGUAACCUGGCACCAGUGGAGGAGUACUUUCAGGACGUGGGGUGGCGGACCAACUUGGUGACCAUGAACCCUUCAGUGGUGCAGCGGGCCUUCCAGGACCUGGUCAGCGAAGAGUGGAGGGAUCGCUUCUUGCAGCGGCUUCAAAGCCUCAGCGGCAGUGUGCUGUGGAUCCCAGCCUUCAUGGCCAAGGGGGGAGAGGAGCGCGUGGAGUGGGCCCUUCGUCUCAUCCUGUUGCACACUGUGGACGUACGCACCGCCUUCCCCUCGCUGCGCCUGCUCCACGCUGUCAGAGGGUAUUGGCUAACCAACAAUGUCCACAUCAAGCGUCCGACCACUGGGCUCCUCAUGUACACGAUGGCCACUCGCUUCUGUGAAGAGAUCCAUCUUUACGGCUUCUGGCCCUUCCCACUCGACCCGCAGGGCAGAUCAGUCAAAUACCACUACUACGAUACUCUAAAGUACGAGUACACGUCCAGCUCCAGUCCUCACACCAUGCCUUUGGAGUUCAGGACCCUGAGCGCAUUGCACAGACAGGGGGCGCUCCGGCUCCACACUGGGACCUGUGAUACAGAGAGGAGACCACAGAAGGAGCUCCAGAGAAAAUAGCUUAAAAGGAGGAUCUCGAUGGAAACCACUUUCUUCACUGAGCAGACUCUGUACAGACUGUUUUCUUGUUUACACACUUUUAUGAAACUUGAAUUAACUUAUUUUCAGUAAUUGGAACUUUUUGUAUUUCAAGCUAUUUAGUGACUUGUUUCACUGGUUAACGAGAUUUCUAUGGCAACCUUUUAAAAUAAUGAGACUCUUUUCUGCUGGUGUGACCAAACUGUUCAUAGAGAUCCUGUCAUGUUCAUCUGUUGGCCCCUUUUUUAUUUUUCUUAAAAAGACCAUUUUUGAAAGUCUAUCCAGGUUUCUAGUAUGGUUAUAAGUUUAACAUUAAGGGUUCAGAACAUAUUUUGAUGUUUUGUGUUCAAAUUGGUCAUGAUACGCCAUCAAUUAAUAUCCCCAGUUUAUGAUAUGAUAGGGCUCCAUUUAAGGCUUCAGUUGUGAAUCACUUUUUGGGCCACAAGAUGGAAGCACUUAAAAAUCAGGGAGACUGAUCGUAAAAGAAGAAAUGUGUGUCAACUCUUCAAACAGUGUUUUUUAAUUUGAUGUUCAACUUGUGAUAACAAAUUUUCAUCUGAUAAUGAACUUUUUAUGCUUUUGUAGCUUCUUAUAAAAUUCGUUAAUGGUGUUUACCAAAAGUCCAGUCAACCAGAGCUGCCAUGUGAUAAGGUUAGGUUAACCAAAAGGAAAAAUGGAAGCACGUAGAAUUGUAUUCAGCUUCUUUGAGGACAAAGAGGGAGUGUACCAGCUGUUCACAUAGGAAUGUUUACACAGACUUAGCCGGCAGUAAACUCUCUUUGUUAACUUUUCUCAAAGAACACCAGCCCUGUUUCUGCACUGGAAAUGUUAGUAGUGAGGGCAGACUGUAGUUGUGUUGUGGUAGUAAGAAAAGCUUAAAUUUCUUUACAUGAAUGUAUUGGUGAUAUUCUUACAAGUGCUGUAAGAAAGGAUGCCCAUGUUGUGCUUUAAAUAAAUUACAGUUAGCAGCAGUUUCAGUGUAAUAACACUGAGAGGACGAUUAGCUCGUAACUUAUUUGCCUUCAUUAAUUUUAAAUGCUGUAUGAAAUAUACUUGUAUAGUGUGUUAGGGUUAGUAUUUUAACCAAUAUAGGUUGAUACAGAUAUGUGGGGAAUCUUUAUUGAAUUUGAGAGUAUUUUGUGCCUAUAAUCACUCAAUUUGACAAUUUGGACCAUUCACAUUCCCAGAAAUAACUGUUCAGGGUUCAUCUAAAUCAUUCUUAACAGAAUGGGAAAGAUGUAUCAAUAGUAUCACCCACUUACGAAACACUUUAUGCAGAUAUGAAUAAACAUUAAAAUAACUUCACAUAAAAAAAUAUACUUUACUGGAGACUUAAGUAAUUGUGGUCAGGAAUUAAUUCAAUUAUGUUUAUUUUUAGGCCAAUAGCAGCCUGGUUGGUCAAACCAAUACAUCAGUUUAAUGCUAGUUUGGAUUAUAUUGUUGAACUUUCAAGCUUCACCUCAGUAAAACUCUUAAUGUUUAGUUGAGUUUUUUAGGAGUUGUCUUGAUACAGGACGCUUUGGGGUAUUUUUCUGCAACAAAAUGCUUUCCAAGAGCUCUGCAGCUAAACAAGUUGCCUCUCAUGUGCUUCCAGCCAUGUGAUACAUAAUAGUGUUGUUUUGCCAGGAUGCGCCUGUUGACUCGCAUUUUGGCCCACACCCUUACUUAAAUUAAGAAUGGAUACGAAAGUUGUACUAGAGAGUGAGCGGUCUGAAGCAAUGAAUGGUUUAUUUGUCUGAGCUCGGCAAAAAUAGAAACAUUCUGCAUCCAACACAAUUAAGUUAAUUAACCCAGAAUUUGCCACUGUUGAAAAAACUUUAUACUGACCUGUACUGUACAGUAGUUUCUGCUGAUAACCUGAGGGGGUUGUGCUGUAUAGUUUCAUCUUACCUCUUUUCAUGUAUACCGUAUGUAAACAUCUGUUUAAUGUCCAAAUUUCAGCAAACAUGUUAGCUUUUGCAUGUUUUGUCUUGACUUGAUACAUACAACUUUGGUAUUUAUAUUUUUGUUGUUGUUGAAAAUAUUCAAUAUGACUCAAGGAUACUUAAAUUGUGCAGUUAUGACAAAGUGAAUGUACUUUUCUGUGGCAGAAAACAAAAGAUCAGAAUGGGGACAAUAACACUUCAAGACUCCCUUAAAACGAUUUAACACUUCAAAGGAAGUACUUUUAUUUCAGUAGUAUUUCAAAGAAAUGGAAACUAUGGAAACAACUGUGGUUACACAAAACAUAUCUGUGUCAAAAACCAAACAGGGUCUUGUUUUUUAAUAAACUUCCAAAACAAA